Strongylocentrotus purpuratus (purple sea urchin) is the source of this 10940-nucleotide messenger RNA. It is a transcript of the gene ckap5, whose product is annotated as cytoskeleton-associated protein 5. The record is from RefSeq and is a predicted model, not a curated record. Gene Ontology annotation, cellular component: centrosome; kinetochore; spindle pole. The transcript is spliced from 45 exons. Gene Ontology annotation, molecular function: microtubule plus-end binding; microtubule plus end polymerase activity. The coding region runs from base 252 to 6452 and encodes 2066 amino acids. Lineage: Eukaryota; Metazoa; Echinodermata; Echinoidea; Camarodonta; Strongylocentrotidae. Gene Ontology annotation, biological process: centrosome duplication; mitotic spindle organization; microtubule polymerization.
CGAGCAGUACUUCGUGCUGCUAGCUAUCGGCCAAUCAUAAUACAGCUUUCAUAUCUCACGGACCCACAUCCGAUUUGAAAACAUUACGUCAAAUUCACGGGACAAAAUUACUUCGAAAUCGGACUAGUUCCUGUCGAUCAUUGCAGUUGAAGGAAGUACGAACACAGAUCGCAUCCAAAUUAUCUUGUUUGACCAACACUGAUCACCUGACACUGAUCACCUGACACUGAUCACCUGACCAAUGAGGCAUAAUGGCAGAUGAUCAAGAAUAUUUGAAACUUCCCAUUGAUGAACAAUGCGUUCACAAGGUUUGGAAAGCCCGACUGCACGGUUACGAGGAGGCGACGAAGCUUUUCAAAAAGAUCAGCGAAGAGAAGAGUCCCGAGUUUUCCAAGUACGCUGGUCUAUUGAAGAAGUUUGUGACUGAUAGUAAUGCUGUAGCACAAGAGAAAGGACUAGAGGCUGUGCUGGCCUUCCUAGAAAGUGCCCACGUAGCACCCAGAACUGUUGGUGAAGUCACUGCUGGUGUGGUGGCAAAAUGUCUGAAUUCCUCAAGGACCAAGACGAAAGAGAAAGCCAUGGAGAUUCUUAUGGUGUACAUAGAACUCGAGAAACAAGAGCAAGUUAUGGAGGAGCUUCUGAAAGGACUCACAAACAAACAACCAAAGAUUGUCACUGCAUGCUUGGAAGUCAUGGCUUCGGCCGUCAGAGAGUUUGGGUCGAAGGUCAUCACACUCAAACCCAUUGUCAAGUCCGUUCCUAAGGUUCUUGAACACAGUGAUAAGAAUGUAAGAGAGAAAGCCAAGCAGCUAGCCAUAGACCUCUACCGAUGGAUCGGUGCUGCCAUUAAACCAAGUCUACAGAAUAUCAAACCUGUGCAGUUGAAGGAGUUGGAAGAGGAGUUUGAGAAGUUACCAGGAAAGGCUGCCAAGCAGACAAGAUUCCUCAAGUCCCAGCAGGAUCUCAAGGCCAAGGCCCAGGCCCAGGAAGAUGGAGAGGAAGAAGAAGAAGAAGAUGAAGCGGACACAGCCGGUCCUGCAAUAGAUCCCUAUGAUCUCCUAGAGCCUGUGGAUAUCCUGGCUAAGUUACCCAAAGACUUUUAUGAAAACAUGGAGGCCAAGAAGUGGCAGACAAGGAAAGAGGCUUUGGAGGUUCUCCAACCCUUGACUGCGAAUCCUAAGAUAGAACCAGGAGACUUCGCUGAACUUGUCAGGGUACUUAAAAAGACGGUAGCCAAAGAUAAUAACGUGAUGAUAGUGGCCCUCGCAGGGAAGUGUAUGGCAGGUAUCGCUCUUGGAAUACGCAAGAAGUUCUCCCCGUAUGCAGUUGCAUGUAUAUCAUCAAUCCUAGAUAAGUUCAAAGAGAAGAAAAUAAAUGUAGUGACGGCUCUCAGAGAAGCCAUUGAUGCCAUCUUCCCAACAACAACGUUUCAGAACAUUCUAGAAGACGUUCUAGCAGCCCUAGACAACAAGAAUCCUUCCAUCAGGACCGAGACAGCACUAUUCCUUGGAAGGGCGUUCAGACAAUGCACACCUGCAACGCUUCCUAAAGCGAUUCUCAAACCACUCUGUAUAUCGUUAGUCAAAAAACUAUCAGAUACAACACCAGACUGCAGAGAAGCGGCUUCUGAAACACUGGCAACAGCCUUGAAGGUUGUAGGAGAGAAACCUAUGAAUCCAUUCCUAGCUGAUCUAGAAAAGAUUAAAUUAGACAAGAUCAAGGAAUACAGUGAUAAGGUCGAGCUAGCCCAUGGUGGCGGCAAGAAGAAAGCAAAAGCAAAAGACCCCAAAUCAGAACCAGGGCCAUCAAAGGAGGCUCCUGCUGCCAAGGCCGCUGCCAAAGCUCCUCCUAAGGCCAAGUCUGGGAAAACGGCAAAAUCAAAAUCAAAGUCAGAGGCCAGUGCUUCUGGUAAAACAGUGAAAGGAGGAAAGAAAAAGGCACCAAAGAAUGAGAGUCAAGAAGAGACGAAAUCUGAACCUUUUCUUACGGAUGAAGAGGUUCAAGAUAAAGCAGAGGUUCUUCUUUCAGCAUCUAUUCUAACUCAACUAGCCUCCAGUAACUGGAAAGAAAGGUUGGCUGCAAUGGAAGAAUUCACCAAGAAAGUUGAGAACAUGGAGAAGAAUGAUAUCAAUGCUCAAGUGUUUGUCAGAGUUCUUGCCAAGAAACCCGGCUUUAAAGAAGCCAAUUUUCAGGUGAUGAAUGCUAAGAUAGCUCUGGUAGGCUUCCUAGCAGAGAAAGCAAGGUUCUCACGCCGAUGUGCUCAGGUCGUCAUAGCACCUCUCAUUGACAAGAUCGGUGACACCAAGUCGGGGUCAAAGGUCAAGGAAUCAUUGACGGCGGUCGCCGAGGCCUGUCAGCUGGGAUACAUAGCCGAAGAGACGAUAACAUAUGCCUUUGAGAAGCAGAAGAAUCCCAAGAACCAAGCAGAGCUACUUAAUUGGUUUGCACAAGCUAUACAGGAGUUUGGCUUCUCAACGGUGACCCCUAAGAAAGUGAUUGCGUUCCUCAAGACAGCAGUGGCAGCGGUCAACCCUCAGGUCAGAACGGCAGCCAUCAGUCUGCUGGGCGUGAUGUACAUGUACAUGGGAGCUAAUCUACGGAUGCUGUUUGACGGAGAGAAGGCUGCCCUCUUGGUCACCAUUGAUGCAGAGAUUGAGAAGGUUUCUGGGCAGAAAGCUCCUGCUCCGUUCCGAGGGAUCGCAUCUAAGAAAGACGACAAGGGCGACGUUGAUGAGGAUGAUGAAGAGGAGGAGGAUGAAGAUGUAGGAGGAGGAGGAGCAAUGAAUAUGGCAGAUCUCAUCCCAAGGACUGACAUCUCAGGUCAGAUCACGACAGAACUCGUUGCUGAGAUGGGAGAUACCAAAUGGAAGAUCAGGGGUGAAGCCUUAGAAAAGGUAACUGGGAUCUUGAAGGAAGCUAAAUUCAUCACACCCAACCUAGGUGAUCUACCUACUGCACUGAAAGGAAGACUAGGAGAUUCCAACAAAAACUUGGCGCAAACAACGGCAAACAUACUGGCGACGAUAGCGGCAGCCCUAGGCCCUGCCUCGAAGCAACAUGUGAAGAACUUUGCAGCUGGACUCCUGUUACUCUGUGGGGAUAGCAAGCCAUCUGUGCGAGCCGCUGCUACCGCCUCACUGACGGCAUGGGAAGAGCAGACUGGACUAGCGCCCUUCAUUGAAGAUGAGAUCCUAGUAUCUGUCCUAGCCAAAGACAAACCUGUACUCAGGUCUGAGAUCUUUGGUUGGUUAGAGACGCGGAUGGGUAAAUACCGCUCGUUACCGUCGGAGCUGUCUCAGUGUGUCCCUCACCUGCUGGCUGGUCUAGAGGAUAGGAGCGCUGACGUGAGGAAGAAUGCUACGGCUGUCCUUCCUCUCUUCAUGAUGCACCUCACCUAUGAGAAGAUGGUCAAGAUGACCGGGAAGCUCAAGGCAUCAUCGAAGGACCAGGUUGUAGGUAUCAUGGAGAAACAGCGUGCUAACAUUCCUGCCAAGCCAGGCAAACCAGAGAAAGCUACCAAGGCUGCCAAGAAAGAGACAUCCCGACCUUCUACGGCUGCUCCUACGGAAGAACCUGAAUCGAAGAAAGAAUCUGCUCCUACCAAACGACCAAAGACUGCUCCGGCUAAGCCAGUGCAAAAUGACACUGGAUCCACCAGUAGCCUGUCCAGCUCUGCCAGUGCCCCACCAAGCGAGGGCGCUUCAUCGAAGGGCAAGGCAGGCAAAGGGGCGUCGGCCAAGGGAAAGGCAGGGAAGCCUGCUCCGUCUAAGAAGAAGAAAGAUGAGGAUGAAGAAACAGGACCGGCUUUAAUUCAGAACAACGGCAAGGAUAGGAGAUUGAAAGAUGAAUCAGAUUUGAAGGUUCUGAAGUGGAAUUUCACGACCCCUCGAGCAGAGUACGUUGACCAGCUUAAAGAUCAGAUCCAGCCUUGUGUUAGCAAGACUCUCUUCGGACUUCUUUUCCACGCUGACUUUAAGAAGCAUAUAGUCGGUGUAGGGAUUCUUACAGAGUAUGUCGAGAGCAGUCAGAAUGCAAUCAAGUCUAACCUGGAUGUCUUACUCAAAUGGUCCUCCCUCCGAUUCUUCGACACCAACACCAGCGUUCUGGUCAAGAUGUUGGAGUUCCUCCGUUCAGUGUUCACAAUGCUCUCCUCAAUCGACUACAGUCUGCUGGAUCAGGAGGCCAAUAGCUUCAUUCCGUAUCUCAUUCUCAAAAUUGGUGAUCCUAAGGAGAAUGUGCGUAAGGAUGUUAAAGCUGUUAUCAAGCUUCUUACUAAGAUCUAUCCCGCAAGUAAGAUGUUUGGAUUCCUUAUGGAUGGCAUCAAAUCAAAGAAUGCGAGGCAGAGAACAGAAUGUUUGGAUGAGCUUGGUAUCCUGAUUGAACUGUACGGUCUCAACGUCUGUCAGCCCUCGCCUCCUAAAGCACUGAAGGAAGUCGCCAGUCAGAUCGCAGAUCGAGAUAACACUGUACGAUCAGCAGCUCUCAACACACUAGUACAGGUCUAUAGCAUCGUAGGAGAGAAUGUGUAUAAAUACAUUGGAAAUUUGAAUGAGAAAGAGAUGAGUUUAUUGGAGGAGCGAAUCAAGAGGUCGGGCAAGAAACCAGCUCCAGCAAAGACAGAACCGGCUCCAUCUAAGAAGAAUACUGAUGAGAAGACGGCUAAAGGACCUGAUGCCAAGAAAUCAAAUCUCCCACCCGGCUGGAGAGAUGCAUACAGGAAUCCUGGGAAGGGGCAGAGACCAGCCACAGCGCCCCCUAAGCAACCAGGGAACCAAUCGUCCGCGCCUAAAGUCUUCUCUUUAGAUCUCGAUCAGCUCGGUCUGAAUGAUGAUGAAGCCGAUCUCAAGGCACCAGAACUGGAAGAUACAGAGGUCAAUGACCUCUUAGAGAAACCUGUAGUCUUACCCAAGAGGAAGGUGCAGAAAUCUGCAGUGCCGACAAUGAUGCAACUCAACUUCAUGAUAUCACAGAUAGCCAGUAAUGACAUAGCCAUCAGCAUACAAGCAUUAGCUCAGUUGGAUGAGAUCUUGAAGGAGCCUGAGAACACGAAGGCUGUGGUUGAACAUGCUGAUCAGUUGCUAAUAGCAACCUCGCUUCAGCUACGUAUGGCAUUCAGUAAACACAUGGGAGAUGAGAUCACGUCAAAAGAUGUGAUUAGGAUGUACAGGUGCUUGGCUGCGCUCCUUGUAUCGGUGUUUCAGAACAGUAGCCUGAGUCAACGAGCCUCUAAGGAUGUCCUCUGUGACCUCAUCAACGGCCUCAUCACCGUCCUCAUCGACGACCGUCUCAUGUCCUUCGAUGACGGACCCCAGGUCGUACGAUCUUUCAACAUUGUCAUGGCCAAAGUGGUGGAAAAUUCAAACCAUAAUGCAGCAAUGGGUGCCCUGAUCAAGCUACUUCAAGAGUGUGUAGCUCGUGAGAGUGGUUCAACCAAGUUUGCUUCGCUCAUUAUGAAGUGUUUAUGGCGGUUAGUGCGGACUAUGCCAAACAUCAUCAACGAGCUGAACGUGGAUCGUAUCCUGUUAGACCUCCAUCAGUUCCUCAAAGCGUUUCCCUCGUCCGUCUGGCGUGAUCUACCCAGCGAUACACCGCUCCGUACCGUCAAGACCAUCCUUCAUUCGCUGGCCAAGAUACUGGGUCAAAAGGUUCUGAACCACUUAACGCUGAUCCCAGACACCAAAGAUUCUGAGGUAGAAUCUUAUCUCAAGAAGGUUCUUCGUAGUGGUAGUGUUAGCAGCUCGUCCAGCAACGACCACAUCAACGGAUCUGCUCCGGAUCUGGUACGAUUGCAUUCCGAUAAAAAUGUCAAGCAAUCACCACGGAGAACACCUGCAAGGACGAACGACCUUCUUGCUCUUAUCUUCCAGAAGAUUGGAUCUAAUGAAAAUACAAGAGAGGGUCUGGCUGAGUUGUAUGACUUCAAGCAGAAGUACCCAGAGGUUGAUAUCGAUCCAUUUCUAAAGAAGACCUCGCAGUAUUUCCAAGCUUACAUCACACAUGGUCUGCAGAACAUCGCCAAGGAGAGAGGAGAGAAGAACAUCCAUACCACGAACGUCAUGGUCAAAGACAACCAACAGGAAAAUAAUCCAGAGCAAAUCACAUCGUCGAACCCACGACCUGAUGGAGAUGGCACGGACAGCGAGCCAAUCAGUGAUGUGUUGGGUCGUAUCAAGGUGUUACGUGCACGCUGUGGAUUAGAGAAUGCCCAAGAAGGGAUGGUAGAAAACCUUCCGAAGACUGCUCCUCCAGCCAAACAAGAGAUCUCGGCACCUCCCUCAGAAACCUCCAACAAAGAGCCACUGCGAGGAGGUAGCCAUCAUUUUGUGCCAGAGAGGAUCUCCUUAGGAAGUAGUUCGUCCAAUCUUCCUGCCACAGCACCACAGCUGGCUCCAUUACCAGACGUGGAUGAUCUUAAGAAAAGACUGGAGAAGAUCAAGAACUCCUGCAAGUAAAAUCAUUUCUAUGAAGAGCUUCUAGCUGAACCCUGUAGACUUGAGACUGUCUAGAACUCCUGCAAGUAAAAUCAUUUUCAUGAAGAGCUUCUAGCUGAACCCUGUAGACUUGAGACUGUCUAGAACUCCUGCAAGUAAAAUCAUUUUCAUGAAGAGCUUCUAGCUGAACCCUGUCAACUUGAGAACGUCAAGAACUCCUGCAAGUAAAAUCAUUUUCAUGAAGAGCUUCUAGCUGAACCCUGUCGACUUGAGAACGUCAAGAACUCCUGCAAGUAAAAUCACAUCUAUGAACAGCUUCUGAAUUUUGUACACUUGAGAGCGUCAAGAAUUCCUUCAAGUAAAAGCACAUAAGAACAGCCCUACAAUGUAUUUAUUUCUUAUACCUUCCUCACAUGUCCAAACUGACGGAUGCUUGGUCAUGCGAGGGGUAAUGUUUGUUUGGGCCGUUGUUGGUCUCCUAACUGGAACUGGAGUAUGAAGAUUUGUUUAAAGAAUUGAACAAUUGCAAGAAAUUUUGCAAGUACAGUCAAACCUGUAUAUAGCGACCGCCCAAGGGAAACACAAAAAGUGGUCUUUGUAGACAGGUGGCCUUUGUAGACAGGUUCCUUUAGUACAUGUUUCAAUGAGAAACCAUUUUCAAGGGAAACAAAAAAUGUGCUUGUUGUAGACAGGUGGUCACUAAAGCAGGUUUGACUGUAGUUGGCAGUAAACCAGUAUCAAGUAAUUCAUGAUGUGCAUGUCUUGAGAGGAUUGUUGGUGCAAUUAUUGCAAGCCUGGUGUAAUGGCACACGCACGGAGUACAGUAAGCAUAGCCGAUCAGUGUAAUGCUUGACUCAGUCUGCUCAUCGAAUAUCCUUUGCCAUUUGAAAAGGUUAAAGUUACUCAAGCGUGGGUUGUAGAGGGCAGCACACGUACGCAUGCACAGGAGCGUAAUACCCAUUUGCUCAGUGUUAUGUAGUGAUCGCCAAGUUGCCUACUUCACGAACGACUAUAUACCCACGCUUGAGCAACUUUAUAGGUCGGUCCCAGACGUAAAUAAUCAUAUCUGAUUGAUAAACAUCUGUAAAAACCAAAUUACACACAUACAUCCAAAACCUAUUUCAGUCUUUCCAUCUUUCUUUUAUUUGAACCCUGAGCUUCCUUUUCAUUUUCUUUCUUUCUGUACAGCUUAUUAUCUUGUUUAUGCCUUCAAAGAUGAGAUUGCUUUCAUCUUUCUGUUUGUUUUUUCCUUAUCCCACCCACAGAUACUGAAUAUGUCUUGCAUUUGAAUUUAUUUAUCAAAACACACUUCAAAGCGAUCUGUUGAAAAUAUUUGUUGUAUAUAGGAGGUAAUUGAUAAUGAACUGCUUUCUUGACUUGCCGUAUAAAUGAUGUGUAUACAAAUGUACAUUUUACAACAUUUGUACAAAUGUACAUUUUACAAAGUAUAAAUGAGCAGACCAUAAGAAUAUCAGCAUUCUAAUGUACAAAAUUCUAGACAUGUAUAUUGUAAAUAUAUGCGAUGCACAGGAAUUGGGUUUAGCUGCACAAUACAAGUUUGUAUCUUGCUUUUCUUGUUGACCAGUAAUAUUACUCCACUUGUGUGUAGCCUGUGACGGAUUGGCCUUGUGUACAAAAUGCAUAUGUAGUAACAGUUAAUCUGAAUUGUUCGCAAAGUGAUGAUAACAAUUAAUGUUGGUGCCAGUAUGUAUUCACUUGCUCAUCAUUAUCAAAUUACAGCACCCUAUGAAAUUGAUCACAAAUGUUUCAUUGAAAAAUGUUAAAAUCUUUGCAGAAUGUUGAAAAAUGUGAAGGAGAGGAGUGGAUUACUUUACAUAACAGCUCCAUUGUGAAUACACAAACAAAAACGGCCCCCUUCAAGUAUUCUUCCAAGAGCUUUAUCUUCUAGGUUGUGUGUUAUGCUAGUAAUAGUAUUGUCAAAUGAACCAGCAAUGCUAAUCUUGAUUUUCAGUAAAUUUGUGCAAUAUGGCCCAGGGUCUGUAACAUGACAAAUCUUUCAUUUCUUGAUCUAAAAUUGUUCUAAUAUUUCCCUCAAAUUGAUUGAGCUUAGCGUAUGGAUGUAUUAUGCUCCUGGCCUAUACAUCAGUUUAAGAUAAUACGAUGUACUUUGAAUUUAAAGGACAACCUACCCCACCAUCUGGGCCCUGUUUCACAAAACUUAUUAUCAGCAACAAGUUUCAAUAACUGUUAUAAGCUACUGAAAUUGUGGCAUUUGAUUGGCUGAGAGCAACUUUGUCAUAGACAUUGAGCAGUUGCUAUUGAUAACAAAUGUUAUGGAACAGGGCCCUGUUUAGAUACAGAAGGUCUGUGUAAAAGUAUUUGAGUUUAUGCAGCCAUUGCUCUCAACAAACAAACAACAUAGAUAUGUUUUCCUCACUUAUUUUUUUCUUGGCCACUCUGCUAUAUUUCAUGAUACUCUUGUAAUUUGAGUUUAUUUUGACUAUGCAAACCAAGAUUGGACAACUUUGUAGCUUUGCAAUUCUUCAAGAUAUAGGUGUCUAAUUCGAUCUGAGCUAAACUGCGGCCCAUUUGAUAGUCUUUGAGAGAGAGAAUAAGAUGUAUUUAAUGAACUUGAUUUAUUGUAUAAUCUGUUACAUUCAUGUACACGAUAAUUGAAACGAAUAGACAUGCUUGUGCAGUACAUCUAAUAUAUCCUCAUAUGUCGAAUUAAAAACCUGAAAUGUUUUCAGGCUAAAUGAAAACUGGAAACCAUGUUUUUAAAAAACUGAAGGUUUACAAAUGUUGAAAUGUAUUGAUUUUAUAAUAUAUUCUGGAGAUGUUCACAGUUAUGACAUUGUAGCUAAAGUAUUGUGGUGUGAAAUGAUUGUAUAAUAGAAAAGUAAAUCCUAUUGUCUUUUUGUUGUUGCAAGUUUUCUACAUUGUAUGUACAUAAGCACCUCCGUCUAUCUAUACAAGUGCGCUAUCCAUUGUUUAUUACAUGUGUGUGUCAUGUAGAGCAAGGUACGGUAUGAGAGCAUAUAUCUGUGCUGCAAAUACUACGAUGAAUAUAUGUAUCAAGACACUGGCAGUUUGGGGGAAUUCCCAUUUUGUAGAGCAAGAAACGGUAUGAGAGCAUAUAACUGUCCUGCAAAUACUACAAUGAAUAUAUGUAUCAAGACACUGGCAGUUAGGAGAGUUUGGGCGAAUUACCAUUUUGUGAUUAUAAAGUGUGAAGAUCUUUUUUCACCCAGUGAAACAAUGCAUUCAUGCCUGUACAUAUAAUCCUGGAUGCAUGUUUAGUAUCGGUUAGUGGGGCACUGUAAAAUGCAGUUCUAAAUGUUUAGUAGACGUAAUAUAUAUAGCCAUGUACAGGCUUUAUUCAUGUUAACCUGUUGCCUACUAAAACCUGGUCAUUCCUGUAUAAAGCUUUCAAUGAAUCAGAGAAUUCGGUAGUCAACCGGUUAAUACACCCUUGUAUACUAUCCUGAUCAGUGUUGGUAUGAAUGCUACCUACAUACGCAUUCAAGAUUAUACUUAGCUGUAAAUAUAAUAUGCAUGCUAGUUUGUGUGUGAGAGAGAUGUCAACUUGAUAGUAAUAAUCAGAAUUCUUUUCUAAUUUUUUUUUUUUUACAUUGUGCUGAUGCUUUGAUUUCAAAUUCACUAUCUUUUCAAGAUCUAUAUAUAUAUCGCUAUUUUUGUAACUUUAUUUUUGUUGCCUUUUCAAAAUGGACAGCAUGCUGCGUAAGAAUGCCAAGAGUCAAGCCUGUUCAAUAGCAUUUGGUAAAUCCUGUCUCUUGCAAGUAUAUAUCUUUAACUCUUUUCUUUUAAAUUUAUGAGAUGACUUACAUGCACAGCUGGUUUCAUUGCGUGUUUCAGGAUCACAUAGAGCCGUUUGACAACUCUUGGUUGAGAAAACUUGAAACCAAACAAAGUUUGAAAGCUAUAGUCCCAUGUGCAUGAUUAAAUCACUUUUUGAUUCAACCAAUCAAAACCAUCGUUUCAGAUGCCAGUUGAUUGUGAGAGGUUAACCCUGAUUGGUCCCGAUUGGUUUGUACUCGUAAACUUAGUCCAUGUUUAAGUGGGUAGAUGAAGUCUACUGAUUUAUAGAGUACCAAAUACUGACAUCUAUUGAAAAUAUCCAUCAUUCUGUUAAUGUAGUAAAGGAUCGUUUGUGUGGAAAUUGGAUAGAUUGGAAGCUAAUCUCAAGAUUCUAUGCCCCUGUAUUACAUCUAUACGUCCUUCUCAUUCAUUAAGUUUACUGCUGAAUUAAACCUUAUAUCCCAAUUUCUAGUGAUUUUCCAACAAGCCCAAACAUAGUAGUUUAUGUUGACUUAUUAACCAAGUAUGACAGGUCUUCUAUGUAAGAAUCAAGGAAUCUGAGUAGAACAAUGACAUGAGAUAUUGUACAUACAGAUUUGAAGAUUAUGUUGAACAACAUUGUGUUUUCCUGCUGCCAAGUUGUGCGGUGAUAUUUUCUUGAAGGCAUCGAUGUGUAGUGUGCGUAUGGAUGAGUACAUGUACUUGUACAAUAAAAAUGGUAAUACACCA